AUGGCCAACGUGUCUGAGGCGCCGCAAGCCGCACAACCCCAAUCACCACAGCCUAUCGGUGAUGGAUCAAAUCAAUUCCAGCACGCUAUUUCAGCAUGGAGAAACAUUGAUUUGGGCUCGUUGAUGUCAACUCUUGACAACACGGCUUCCGACAUCGUAGCUUUUCAACGAGACUCUACCGUCCAGCGAAAGGAUUUGGCUCAAAAGACAAAAGAUUUCAGAAAGUUAGAUGAUGCAACCAAAUUAACGGAAAUCAAGGGUCUUUUGAAAGCAUACCAGACCUUUAUAGACCUCCUCACUAAUCAUUCCAAGUCGACCAAUUCUGCGUUUUUGCAAGUUUACUCCGCCCUCGAGAAUGCCCCCGAUCCGUAUCCUUUGCUAGAAGCGUCGGUUGAUUCUAUGCUCGUGGCCGAAGACACUCUACCUAAGCUUACCGACGAAAAUCAGCAUCUACAAGGAAGUGUCGCAAAGCUUACAUCACAACUGGAAGAGACGGAGUCGAGGCUACAGUCAGAAAGUGCCAACCGGAAACAGCUAGAAAGCACUCUCGAAACUAAGGUCAGGGAAGUAGAGGAGUCCUGGAUCGCAGUUGUGGACGAGAAGAAGGACAACUGGGAAGCGAAAGAGAAAGCGUUAGAAGAAAAGAUCGAAAGCCAGGAGAGACUAUUAAAUGAAAUAAAGGCUAGCUACGAGGUGAACCAGCGUCUAAAAGGGUCGGAAGAUGCAGAUGCUGAGGGCGGUUACGGCCAUGUCACGAAUGCUGAGUUGGAAAUGAUCAAUUCUGAUCUAGAACGAACCACCGCCAGACUGGCUGAUGUUGAAGCCCGGAACGAGCAGUUACGGCUAGAACUCGCCCAAUCUAAAUCCCAAGUAACAGCCCAAGCACCAGUUUUGGAAGACGACCCUGGUUAUAUACGCAUGAGGUCGGAAAAUUCAUCGCUAAUUCGCAAGCUGGACUCUGCGAGAGUGGAAAAGGAGGCUUUCAAGAGGGAUAUCGAUGCAAAGCUUAGAAGCUUGGAGAGAGAAGUUGGCCUUUUGAAAGAGGAGCGCGAUGGUCUAAAAGCGAAGGUACAGAAGUGGAACGACUACGAUGAUAUCAAACAAGAACUAGAGGUCCUUAAAAGCAUCGAAUUCGCGACAGGUGACGACGACGACAUGCUAGCCGCUUCGGAAUCGAACGGCUCCGCUCCCAAAGGAAAGGGCGAUACUCUAGAACAGUUGCUAUUAGCGAGGAACAAGAAGUUGAGUGACGAGUUGACUAUCUUACGAGUAUCUCACCAAGAUCUUCAGAGCCGGCUAGAGAAUCUCCAAGAAGAAAUGUCCAGGACAAAUGCAGACUUGGAGAGAUCUCAGAACCUCAACACUCAGCUAGAAAACGACCUAGCCAACCUCCAGUCUGAAGGACACAACGCGUUCCCCUCUGGGGCAUCAGUAGCUGGCACAUACACGAGAUACGCGCCAUCUAUAGCACCCGGAAGGAGGGGUGGGCGAACGUCACCCACAUCGUCUAUCAUAUCUGGUUUCGAUCCACGUAUGACAGGGGGCGAGCCGGUGGGCGGUGGCUCGGGUAUCUUACCCAUGAUCACCGCACAACGUGACCGCUUCAAAAAACGCAACGCUCAGCUUGAGGGCGAGUUGUCAGCGUGUCAUCGCACCGUAUCGCAGCUGCGGCAAGAAAUCGCAGCUUUACAGAAGGAUAACCUCCAGCUCUACGAAAAGACUCGAUAUGUGUCGACUUACAACCGUAAUGGGCCCUCGGCGUCGUCAGCGUCGGCAUACUCAUCAAAUCCUAACCCUUCCGUUAUCUCGAUGGGCGGAACUGGAAACCCCGGUAUUGCGCUAGACCGGUAUAAACAAGCGUACGAGUCCAAUAUUUCGCCCUUUGCGGCGUUCAGGGGGCGCGAGUCAGCAAGAGCUUACAAACGGAUGAGUUUCCCGGAGAGGAUAGUGUACUCGGUGACGCGGAUGGUGUUGGCCUCGCGGACGAGCAGAAAUCUAUUCGCAGCGUAUUGCGUCGCAUUGCACAUCUUAGUCUUUUUCUCGCUGUACUGGCUAGGUAUGACAGACGUCGAGAAACAUUCGAGCAAUCUUAGCCAGGGUAUAGCCGCCGCCGCAGUAGCGGGAGGGGCGGCCAGCGGUAAUGGUGGUGGGAGAGGUCAGGCCGCCCAUGCCGGGGAUUGGCACGAAGAGGGUUUCAACGGGCACUGAUAAUUACGUCCGUAAAUGCAUCUAUUGUAUCAUCGCUGGGCGAUCAUUGUUUAUACGGCACGUGCAACACGUCUAAUACCAGCCCGUUUCGUUUUGAAUAGCGUACUGCCACCUUCUAAGCACCCAGACAGUGAGACAAUGUAGUGUACCUACAUCUCUGAGCAACGUUUGAUACCGAGAUAGACAUAAAGCAGACACCCGUAGAGCCGCCGUACUGGAAUAAGAUGAUCAAAGCAAGCAACCCUUCCAUCCAUAGUGGCAGACAGCAUGAAGUGUAGGAAGAUCACAAGGGCUAUCCUCGGUACCAUUUACCUACCUUCUCUAGACGAGCCUUCAUUUGUCCCAUGUCACGAGAGAAGAAACCAGGACCUAACUUGUCGAGAUCUCGAGCCGCCACGUUGGAUAUCAUGCACACAAUCUGUAAGCGGCCCGGCGAAGAAACAAUCCUGGUAAGGCCUUGGCCAAUAGAAUUUGAAUCUCUCUGAUUGGAGGCAUGUAGAUGAUCCUUGAUUUCAUUGAUUUCAACGGUUGGCAACACACAUACUACCUACCUACCUAUA
Messenger RNA from Daldinia caldariorum, 2768 nucleotides. RefSeq names its product CASP C terminal-domain-containing protein. The record is from RefSeq and is a predicted model, not a curated record. Gene Ontology annotation, cellular component: Golgi membrane. Gene Ontology annotation, biological process: intra-Golgi vesicle-mediated transport. The transcript has 2 exons. The coding region runs from base 1 to 2208 and encodes 735 amino acids. NCBI's taxonomy places the organism in Eukaryota, Fungi, Ascomycota, Sordariomycetes, Xylariales, Hypoxylaceae.